ACUCAACCCAAGCAGCCAUCGUUUCCGAUAGAUAAACACCAGACCAGCAACGCCCAAACUUCAUCAAAUGGCGCCCCUCGUGUGGCUGAUUACAGGCUGCUCCUCCGGCCUCGGUCUGCACUUGGCCACCCACGUCCUCGCCCGCGGUGACAUCGCUAUCGCGACUCUCCGUAAUCCCUCAAAGUUGCCUGCUUCCCUUAAAGAUCAUCCCAACGCAGCAAACCUCUCCGUCAUACACCUGGACGUCACAGCACCGCCAUCCAAAAUCUCAGCCGCCGUAGCACAAGCCACCGCGCUUCACGGACGUCUUGACGUCCUCGUCAACAACGCAGGCUACAUCCAAAUUGGUACUGUCGAGGAGUUAACACACGAUGACUGGGUAGCACAGUUUGAAACCAACGUGUUUGGCGUGGUGAAAAUGACGAGCGCGGUGCUCAAGGGGAUGAGAGAACGUAGGAGUGGGACGGUGGUGCUUGUGGGGAGUUUGAGUGGGUGGGUUGGGCACGAUGCGUGUGGGGCGUAUGCGGGGUGCAAGUUCGCACUGGCAGGCAUCGCUGAGGCACUCCAGCGCGAGACGAGCCAUCUGGGGAUCCGCACAGUGCUCAUUGAGCCGGGUCGCUUCCGCACCAAUUUGCUCUCGCCUGGGAACAUGAAGGCGCCGGUGCAAUCAGAUAGCCCUGCAUACUCAUCUAUGCUGGACGCGAAGAUCGAGGGCUUGGCGGAGGAGGAUCAAGCGCAGCCCGGCGACCCGGUGAAGUUUGCACGGGUGAUGGUUGACCUUGUCAAGGGCGAGGGAGUCGCGAGUAACAGAAGUGUUCCGUUGAGAAUGCCAAUAGGUGUAGACUGCUAUGAGGACGUGAAGCAGAGAUGCGAGGAGACAUUGGCUCAAUUGAAGGAGUGGGAGGAGGUGAUGGUGAGUACCAACUACUACUAGUACCCAUAGUAGGCAUCAGGGCAGACCGGCAGGCGAUGUACGUCUCUGCGGAGUAGCGCUUGAAGACCACGCCAUACCACGAAUAGAAGCUUCGCCGUC
Paraphaeosphaeria sporulosa is the source of this 1033-nucleotide messenger RNA. Its product is annotated as NAD(P)-binding protein. Gene Ontology annotation, molecular function: oxidoreductase activity. The record is from RefSeq and is a predicted model, not a curated record. Lineage: Eukaryota; Fungi; Ascomycota; Dothideomycetes; Pleosporales; Didymosphaeriaceae. Bases 68 to 934 code for a protein of 288 amino acids. The transcript has 2 exons.